GUGCACUACCCAUAGGGUUCUGGUCUAAAGUAGUGCACUACCCAUAGGGCUCUGGUCUAAAGUAGUGCACUACCCAUAGGGCUCUGGUCUAAAGUAGUCCACUAAAUAGGGAAUAAGGUACUGUUUGAAACACAUAUUUACCAUGAGUAAAUAUAAGAUAUUAUUGUGGUAUAAUUAAUUGCUUGAAAUAGAGGUCCAUGUGUUAACUUGAUCGCCAAUGUUCAAUUUGGGUCUAGCGUUUUUCUUGACCUCGUGACCUAACCAGGAAAAACUCUGGACCCUAGUAAUAGCUACUAACUAAUAUCUAGGGCCCAAGUUUAGGGAAAACUCCCUGGUCCUAGAUAUAUUACCUGGCCAAUAUGACAGCACUCCCUCGCCAAACUAAAUACACUUUUUAUAAAUAAUCAUGAUGCAAAGCCAAUAUGCUCUGUCUGUACAAUCUUCUUCUUUUGAACGACUUUACAGGGUUAUUUUAUCUUUCUAACCAAACUAUAUUAAAAAGAGUGGGGUCAAUUCCAUUUCAAAUGCCAGUCAACUAAACUUGACAUGGGAGACUCGUUCGAUGGAUGUCCACUUCACUUAUUUAAUUAGCCAUGGAUGUAAAUGGAAUUGAAGCUGAUUCUGCUCUUCUGUACAAAGUCAUUUAAGUUGGAGUACACGUUGAGAAAGUGAGCCGUGUGUAUUGGAGGUACAGAGUGGUCUCGGCCCAGGUGCAGUGUGUAUGGGGGUACAGAGUGGUCUCGGCCCAGGUGCAGUGUGUAUGGGGGUACAGUGGGUCUCGGCCCAGGUGCAGUGUGUAUUGGGGUACAGAGUGGUCUCGGCCCAGGUGCAGUGUGUAUUGGGGGUACAGUGGGGUCUCGGCCCAGGAGCAGUGUGUAUUGGGGGUACAGAGUGGUCUCGGCCCAGGUGCAGUGUGUAUUGGGGGUACAGAGUGGUCUCGGCCCAGGUGCAGUGUGUAUUGGGGGUACAGUGUGGUCUCGGCCCAGGAGCAGUGUGUAUUGGAGGUACAGAGUGGUCUCGGCCCAGGUACAGUGUGUAUUGGGGGUACAGUGUGUAUUGGGGUACAGUGUGGUCUCGGCCCAGGAGCUGUGUGUAUAGGGGGUACAGUGUGGUCUCGGCCCAGGAGCAGUGUGUAUUGGGGGUACAGUGUGUAUUGGGGUACCGUGUGGUCUCGGCCCAGGAGCCGUGUGUAUUGGGGGUACAGUGUGUAUUGGGGGUACAGUGUGGUCUCGGCCCAGGAGCAGUGUGUAUUGGGGGUACAGUGUGGUCUCGGCCCAGGACAGUGUGUAUUGGGGGUACAGUGUGUAUUGGGGGGACAGUGUGUAUUGGGGUACAGUGUGUAUUGGGGGUUUCAGUGUGUAUUGGGGGUACAGUGUGUAUUGGGGGUACAGUGUGUAUUGGGGGUACAGUGUGUAUUGGGGGUACAGUGUGUAUUGGGGGUACAGUGUGGUCUCGGCCCAGGAGCAGUGUGUAUUGGGGGUACAGUGUGUAUUGGGGGUACAGUGUGUAUUGGGGGUACAGUGUGUAUUGGGGGUACAGUGUGGUCUCGGCCCAGGAGCAGUGUGUAUUGGGGGUACAGUGUGUAUUGGGGGUACAGUGUGUAUUGGGGGUACAGUGUGUAUUGGGGGUACAGUGUGUUCUGUUCUGUUACAUUGUACAUUUUAUAAGUACUGACAAACAUGUACAGCUUUUUUUUACUGGUUAAAAUGAGAUGUUCUCUUCUCUCAUG
Molecule: messenger RNA, 1729 nt
Organism: Oncorhynchus tshawytscha (Chinook salmon)
Lineage: Eukaryota; Metazoa; Chordata; Actinopteri; Salmoniformes; Salmonidae
Exons: 2
Coding region: 722-1705 (327 amino acids)
Molecular function (GO): transferase activity
Source: RefSeq, a predicted model, not a curated record